UUUUUGUCGAUAGUAAAGAUUGAUUUUUUUCGGUUGGCCCUAAAACUAUUCAAAAGUAAAGAACGGAGAUGGUAUAAAUUUAGGUACAAGAAUCAAAGCGUGUUUGGCUUUCCCUCCUUUCCUUCAUUGUCAUUGAUCUCUAACCCUGCUGAAGUGCUGAUAGUAUCAAGUCCUCUCUCUAUCAAGAACGUUGCCAUUAACUUUUUGUGAAAGCUCCAGAAGAAGAUGGAACCCUCAGCUUUGGGCACAUAUUGUAUUAGGGGUUGAAACAGAGUAUAAAAAUCCAAACUUGGGGGAUAAAAGCACUUGCCCCAUAAUUAAUCAAUGACCUGGAGUUUCAUAGCCCUACCGCAAGCUGGCCUAUAUUGUCCGUGCACUCCGCUGUCCUUUUCCAGAAUCUCAAGCCACUGAGCAAAAGAAGGGAAGAAAUGGAAAACUAUGAAGUCAUGGGGCAGAUAGGAAAAGGUUCUUUUGGUUCUGCACUGCUUGUGAGGCACAAACAAGAAAAUAAGAAGUAUGUGUUGAAGAAAAUACGUCUUGCUCGUCAGACCGAAAGAAACCGCAGAUCUGCCCACUUGGAGAUGGAGCUGAUUGCCAGAGCGAGAAAUCCAUAUAUUGUUGAGUACAAAGAUUCUUGGGUGGAAAAGGGCUGCUAUGUCUGCAUCGUGAUAGGGUAUUGUGAAGGCGGAGAUGUGGGAGAUGCCAUCAAAAGAGCAAAUGGAACUCUUUUCUCUGAAGAGAAGCUUUGUCAAUGGCUGGUUCAAUUGUUGGUGGCUCUUGAUUACUUGCAUUCAAACCGUAUUCUUCAUCGUGAUGUCAAGUGCUCAAAUAUAUUUCUGACCAAGGAUCACAAUAUACGUUUAGGUGAUUUUGGUCUAGCAAAGGUUCUCUUUUCUGGGGAUCUUACUACUUCUGUGGUAGGCACUCCAAGUUACAUGUGCCCCGAGCUUCUUGCAGAUAUACCUUAUGGUUCCAAAUCAGACAUUUGGUCUUUGGGCUGCUGCAUGUAUGAAAUGACUGCUCACCGCCCUGCCUUCAAAGCUUUUGAUAUGCAAGGUCUGAUUAGUAAAAUAAAUAAAUGUAUAGUUGCUCCAUUGCCAACAAUUUAUUCUGGAGCACUUCGGGGGCUGAUUAAGAGUAUGCUGAGACGAAAUCCUGAACUCAGACCAAGUGCUGCAAGUUUACUGAAGCACUCACAUCUUCAGCCAUAUGUCAUGAAGAUGAGUGUGAUUUUGGACAGCCCUGGACGCCAUACUCUCCCGGCCCAGUCCAAUGAUCUCAAGUAUGCGAAGAAAACAAGAGGCGUGGAGGGGUCAGAAACUGUUCAUUUGCAUACUAAUGGAGGGAGGAGGAGAUCAUUUUGCAGUAACAGGGCCUUGAAUCCUAGUAUUUCUGGAACUGAAUUGGACAGCCACCCAUUAUCUCAAGAUCUUAUGAGUUCUUCGGGUAUAAAUAGAUCUGAGCCGUCAGUUGGGAGUAAUGUCCCUGAUGCAAGUGUUAAAAAGACCACUGUCUCAAAGUUAUCAACUGCCAUCAAUACUGCAAGAUCAAGUUCCUAUAAAACCUCAGCUCCUACUAUUAGGAGACAGUCAACUCCAUUAAAGAUAUCCAAUCCUGGUUUGACCCGUGAAUUGCAUCCAGUGGCAGUUAGCAAACCGUCCCCAUCAAAACGAAGAGCAUCUCUGCCAUUGCCGUCAAAAACUCCAAAGGUGGCCCCACCUCGCAAUCCAGCCAAUGGUCAACUAAACGGUCUCGAGUCUCAAGAUGUUUCCAUGAACGCUCCAAGAAUUAACAAAAUGGUGGACUUUCGUUCACCUUCCUCCCCAAGCUGUGACUCCUCAGUGACUAAAGACAAGUGUACAGUCCAACAGAAACUGGAUGACAACACUACUCGUGAAAUUCGACAAGACGAAAGUGAAGGUUCGUCUUACAAUCCACGCAGGUUUGAUACCUCUUCAUACAAGCAACGGGCUGAAGCUCUGGAAGGGUUGCUGGAGUUUAGUGCACAGCUGUUACAGCAAGAGCGGAUCGAUGAGCUGUGGGUUCUGCUUAAGCCUUUUGGACCGGAAAAUGUUUCUCCCAGGGAAACCGCAAUUUGGCUCACAAAGAGUAUCAUGGAGAAUGCAGCUUAAUUAAACUUCUGUUUUACAAGUGGAGUGCAUGAAUUACUUGUUCAUGCAAAUCUAGCGGAGAAGCAAAAUUUUGUUGUGUUCCUCUAUGGGGUUUUGAUUUUGUCAAUUAUACGGGCUGCAGCCCAAACUUUACACCGGUCCAAUUCUAAAAUGGCAAAACUAACAAUAUGUCGUACUCCCUAGAGAAGAGCUUCUUCUUGACUUAAAAUAGGGCUGCUAUUGUAUCGAGUUUUUUCGAACUAUUGAAGUUCGAGCUCGUUGAUUACUUGAAUCUAGUGAGAUGAGUUUAAUCUGCUUCAAACUCAAACACAAACCGGAUUUGAAGUUCAAAUACUAAUUUGAGAUGAACUUGAGCGCAGGAGUGUGUUGUUAUAAAGGCAAAGCGAGCAAUACAC
Messenger RNA from Cuscuta europaea, 2527 nucleotides. The record is from the annotation of a GenBank genome assembly. Lineage: Eukaryota; Viridiplantae; Streptophyta; Magnoliopsida; Solanales; Convolvulaceae.